This is a messenger RNA of Magnusiomyces paraingens, 1380 nucleotides long. RefSeq lists its product as uncharacterized. Gene Ontology annotation, biological process: rRNA base methylation. The coding region runs from base 1 to 1380 and encodes 459 amino acids. The record is from RefSeq and is a predicted model, not a curated record. Gene Ontology annotation, molecular function: rRNA (uridine-N3-)-methyltransferase activity. NCBI's taxonomy places the organism in Eukaryota, Fungi, Ascomycota, Dipodascomycetes, Dipodascales, Dipodascaceae. Gene Ontology annotation, cellular component: cytoplasm. The transcript has a single exon.
AUGGCAAAACGAAAGUCAGGUGGUUUGGCGGCAUUGAAUGCGACUCUUGCGCGGGAACGCCAACUGCAACAGUUGAAGAAUAAACAGCUUCGAUCUCAAAACAAGCUUCCAAACACCAAGGGAUCCCAGCACGGGGUGAAUAAAAAUAAACAAUCGGGAAAUGUGGUUAAGAAGAAGAAUAAUAAUAAGAAGAAUGAUGAAAUGGAGGAAGAGGAGAACAAUGAAAAGGUAGAAGAAGAAGAAGAAGAGGAAGAAGAAGAACCUAAGGAGGAACCUACAGAGAAAAGCGAAGAACACGAAGAUAAUGACAAUGAUAAUGAUGAUGAACAACUGGAAGAGAAAACUAUAGAAAAAGAUUUAACAGAACCAGAAUCGAAUUCCUCAGAGAAAAGGGGUCCAACAUUAUCACGUAAAGCAUUUAUUCCAUUUAAGCCCACCGAUCGGGUUUUACUUGUUGGUGAGGGAGACUUUUCCUUUGCACGGAGUAUUCUUGAAUCUGGGCUUGCGAAAUAUGUGCGGCCCACAAAUCUUGAUUCCUUAACUCUAUUAGAGAAAAAGUAUCCUGAUUGUGUUGUGGAGAAUAUUUCAUACUUGAAGAAUUUCCAUGCAGCUUUACCGAAAGAAGAUGAUAAAGAAAAUGAAGAAAAUGAAGAUAAUGAAGGUAAUGAUGACGAGAAGUAUGAUUACAGAAAAUACCUGGUGGACAGUUCUAGUGGUGCACCAAAACAAUCGACAACCCCCCUAGAGGACGGGGACGGUGAAUGGACGGCGGCACCGUUGUAUGAGGUUGAUGCUCAAGCUCUUCACCGUCAUAAGCAAGUUUGUACCUCUGGGCCUUAUGAUGUGAUUUUGUUUAAUUUCCCACACACGGGUGCUGGGAUUAAAGACCAAGCACGUAACGUUGCAGCACAGCAGCGGCUUUUGUCUGGGUUUUUUGGGUCGUGUGUAGCGGCAGAAGGUGCUGGUUCAGGUGUUUCCAAGAAACGAAAAACACGGCCGUUGCUACAGCCUGGGACAGGUACAGUUGUUGUAAGUUUAUUUGAGGGUGCUCCAUAUAAUUUAUGGGGGAUUAAGGCAUUGGCCAAACAGUAUGGAUUAUCAUUACAAAGAUCUUCAGGGUUUGAGUGGGCAGCAUUCCCUGGAUAUUCGCAUAGGUUGACAUUAGGUAAAGGUGAUACAACUAAGGCGGCGGAAACACGGGCUGCACGAAUUUAUGUUUUUGAAAGAGCAGAUGCUGAUGCUGUUAAGAAGAGGCUUAAGCAACAGGAAACAAAACGGGCACAGAAUAGGGCCAUGGCAGCGAUUGCAAGUAAUCUAAAGGGGAAAAAGGGGAAGCGGAAGAUAGUUCAAAUGAUGAAAAGACAAAAGGGAGGAAGUUAA